AUGACCAACAAGACAAUACUGGCGUUCGAUCUCUACGGAACGCUGCUUUCGACACAUUCAAUCGCAACGACGCUCGCGAAACACUAUGGACAAGACAUGGCUGAGUCAAUAGCCACAUUGUGGCGUCGGUAUCAGAUUGAAUACACUUUCAGGCUGAACUCGAUGAAACAAUAUCAGGACUUUGAGGAAGUAACCAGAAAGUCUCUUCUGCAUACUCUGGCCGAAUAUCGUCUCAGCAUGGAGAUAAAUGAUAUUGAGGAGGUAAUGCAGGCGUACGACAGCCUAUCAACCUUCAAAGAUGUAGUGCCGGCAUUGGAAGAGCUUCGAAACCUGGACAAUGUUGAAUGUGUCGUGUUCUCGAAUGGCACCAAAAAGAUGAUCACUAAUUCUGUUAACGGAUCGUCGCAGUUAUCAGAUUGUAGCAAUGUCUUUUCUCAACUCGUGUCUAUUGACCAUAUCCGAAGCUUUAAGCCCGCGCCUGAGGUAUACAAAUAUCUUGCCCACUGUGUUCGCAUGGCAGGCCGGGAAUCAGAGGUCUGGUUGGUAUCAGGAAACCCAUUCGAUGUGGUCGGCGCUAGAUCGGUUGGUCUCAACGCAGCUUGGGUUGACAGGAGUUCUCAAGGAUGGCAAGAUCGCCUAGGGCCUGAGCCGACUAAGAUCAUACACGGUCUAGGUGAGCUAGUGGAUAUGUUCAAACAAUGA
Messenger RNA from Lithohypha guttulata, 702 nucleotides. RefSeq lists its product as uncharacterized. Gene Ontology annotation, molecular function: hydrolase activity, acting on halide bonds, in C-halide compounds. The record is from RefSeq and is a predicted model, not a curated record. NCBI's taxonomy places the organism in Eukaryota, Fungi, Ascomycota, Eurotiomycetes, Chaetothyriales, Trichomeriaceae. The transcript has 2 exons. The coding region runs from base 1 to 702 and encodes 233 amino acids.